AUGCACUCCUUACCCCACACCUGGCAUCAUCCUCACAAUGCGGCUUCAUUAGUACGUGAAGCCAAGGCCAAUAUGGCUCCAGAUAAAGUGCUAGAAACUGCUCAGACCUACCUACAACUUCUUAACAGCAACAACAAUGUCAGCAGCGAAAAGAAACUGAAAUACGAGUACUAUAUCACUAAUCUAUGCACUAAGCUAGAAGACUUGAAGAGUAAAGUAGAUUACGAAGAGCCAGAGAAGAGUAGUAUACGAAGAAGGAACAGCAAAAACAUUACCGAAAACUUUGCAUCAUACGUUAUACCGACCUAUGUUACUGAGGUUGAUAGUGAAGAAGAUUUGGGAUAUCGAGAUUCAGAAGAGACCGUUAAGAUCGAGGAGAUUUACUACAAAACUUUGCCGGUAAGUCUAGUCCUACCAAACAGUACCCUACCGUAGUCUACUCUACUUUGCCCUACUUUGCCCUACUUUACCCUAUCCUACCUUACCUACACUUGUCUUAAUAUAUCAUAACGCUCUCCUACUCUACCCAAAAAAUAAAAACAUAUUUCCAGUGGUUCCUCCUCCCGAUUCCUCACAUCCUCUACUUCUUUGUCAUGUUCGGCUUCGUCUAUGGUGGAGCCGUCGCCUUCUUAUUCGUGGAACCAUCGCUAAAAGAAGCCCCAUUCGAGAAACUGGUAUUGAAUGUAUUCGACAGUGGAUCAAGAAUGGGCUGGGGACAACUACCCCCAACUACACCUUCUGGACGAAUAUUUAUGACCGCUUAUUGCAUGAUCAUCGUAGCCAUGGUAAAUGGAUUCAUUGCUACUGUCGGCAACAUCAUGGCCAACUUUUACUGUGUUCAUCUGCCGGUUCUGAAGGCUAAGUGGAGGGGUAUUGUGAGUUUUUACAUUUUCAAAAAAAAUUUUUAAUUUAAGAAUUUUCAAAAACAAUUUAUUUCAGCAAAGUGUCAAAGUGAAGGAUAUUGGCCAGGAAAUGCCAUUAAAAGCAGCAUUUUCCGUAACCGUCUUCAUGGUACUAUUAGGGUACUAUUUGUGGUGCUAUCAGUUCGAUAAGAUGGGCAUUGUCGAUGUCACUUAUUUUAGGUAACAAUUUCAAUAUUUUUCAAUUUGGUUUAUUUAUAGCCUCUGUUAAGCCUAGAAAGCUGUUUUUAUGCUUAAAAUCCACUUUUGUUACCUAAAAACUCAAAACUCUAUUCCAAAGUGGCAGUCAGUUAUUUUAGGUGAUAAUUUCAAUUUUUUUAUUUUGACGGUUUAUGACCUCUGUUAAGCCUAGAAACCUGUUUUUAUGCAUACACGACCCAUUUGUUACCUAAAAACUCAAAACUCUAUCUCAAAGUGACAGUCACUGAUUUUAAGUAACACUUUCCAACGUUAAGCCAAUUUAAAGCCAAUUAAGCAUACAAACCGCAUAAAAUAGCCAAAAAUUGCCAUUUUACCUACGCCCUUUCAGUGUAAUGACCAUGAUGGCAGCGGCAUUCGGUGACAUCCGCACCGAACCCUCAAACCACCUCGAACUCGUGGUUAUCAUGCUCUACUACAUCGUUGGCAUCGCUCUUUGGGGCGGGAUUUUCGUCCUCCUCACCUCUUAUAUCACUGAUAAAUUCGUGAAUCGAUGUCAACAAUUCUUGCGAUGGACAAGAAGAUGCUACCUCAGAAGGAAGUAUCAAAAACGAGUUCAACAUCAAAGCUAA
Molecule: messenger RNA, 1690 nt
Organism: Bursaphelenchus okinawaensis
Lineage: Eukaryota; Metazoa; Nematoda; Chromadorea; Rhabditida; Aphelenchoididae
Source: the annotation of a GenBank genome assembly